Messenger RNA from Coffea arabica (coffee), 1654 nucleotides. RefSeq names its product basic leucine zipper 23. Lineage: Eukaryota; Viridiplantae; Streptophyta; Magnoliopsida; Gentianales; Rubiaceae. Gene Ontology annotation, molecular function: DNA-binding transcription factor activity, RNA polymerase II-specific; RNA polymerase II cis-regulatory region sequence-specific DNA binding. The record is from RefSeq and is a predicted model, not a curated record. Gene Ontology annotation, biological process: regulation of transcription by RNA polymerase II; DNA-templated transcription.
CCAACACACACAUUUUUUUUUCCACUGAUUAAGUUUCAGUAGGAAUCUGAUGAGCCAAUGGCCUCUGUGUCUAUGGCUUCAUCCUUUUGUUUCCGCCAUUAAAACUUCGCCAUCCAUUUUUAACCUAAGAAAUCAACACCCUCCAUCUGUUCUCUUCUAUAAAACUCCUCGUCAAGAUUCCCCUUGUGGCGGCCCCCUCUCAACACACCAAAGGAAAAAGAGAAGGAAGAAAAAGCACGGGCGUGAACGGUCUGUCUUUGUCGCCGCCUUGUCGACCUUGAAUUUUUCCGACAAGGGUUCAAUUAUUUGCAGCUUCUUGUCAACUUCUCGACAAAAUUUUGUGUGAAUGGGGUUUGACAUCUGGUUGACCCCGUAUCGAAUUUAGGCUUCUGAUCGAGCGUAGGUAGGCUUUUUGAGUUGACUUGGGUCAUUUUCGUAAGAUUGUAUCUAAUUGGUAAAUCUGCCAGCGUUUUGCUGGUAUAAUGGAUGACGGGGAGCUUGAGUUUUCAAACCAUGAAAUGUUUUCGAACUCGAGUUUUGGUGAUCUUCCAAGUAGUUGCUCUAUGGGUAGCUUCCUUGAUGAAAUUCUUAAAGAUACCCAUGCCUGUACCCAUACCCAUACUUGCAACCCGCCUGGUCCUGAUAACUCGCACACCCACACUUGUUAUCAUGUCCACACAAAAAUUGUGCCUGCCCCAAGCGAAGAUAAGACCCCCACUGAUGACACUGCUGAGUCCACUGAAAAGAAGUCAAAGAAACGACCUUUAGGGAACCGUGAAGCUGUGCGCAAGUAUCGGGAGAAGAAAAAGGCUAGGGCUGCUUCAUUGGAGGAUGAGGUUGUUAGGUUGAGGGCUUUGAAUCAGCAACUGAUGAAGAGGCUGCAGGGUCAGGCUGUUUUGGAAGCUGAAAUUGCAAGGCUUAAGUGCUUGCUUGUGGAUAUCAGAGGAAGGAUUGAAGGUGAGAUUGGAUCUUUCCCAUAUCAGAAGUCAGCCAACAAGAGUGGGGAUGCUUAUCUUGCUAAUCAUAAUCUGCCGGCUGCAUAUGUGAUGAAUCCAUGUAAUGUGCGAUGUGAUGAUCAACUUUACUGUCUUCAUCCCGGAUCAGAAGGCAGAAGUGCUGAAGCUGCAACAUUGAAUGGUCAAGGCUUCAAUGAUUGUGAAUUUGAGAAUCUUCACUGUUCAGGCAACCAAAAUUCAGGCUUGAAGGAGCUUCCUGGUUGUGGAAUGGGCAAUGGCGUGCCUUCUACCAAUACUUCUAACGGGAAUAAAAAAAAAGGAGUUGCACGCUCCGGAACAGGAGGUUGACAAGCUAUCGUGGAUGCUUCCUCAUUGUUUUCUUUCAGAGUCUGGAAGUUAGGCCAUCAUCCCUUGAUCUAUGAAGCUCCAUAGGGGGGGGAUUGUUUUCAGAUCUUUAUGAACCAUCAGCAGCCUUUAUUUUGUGAAUGUGUUAUGUAAAGCAGAAUGGCUCCCUUAGUGUAGCUGGCAGAUGCUAUGAAGAGGAAACCAAAUUUCUUGGUUUUCUAUCAGCUUGAUAGCUUUCUUCAUCAGCGGUUUAUUCUUUUUUUCCAGACACUAAUUAUUGUUAUUUAAUGCGUUUAUUCCUUAUGUGUCUAACAUUUUGCUCUGAAAAAAAAAGAAGCUUUUUAACCUUUUCA